CCUUCAGCCUUCAGGGUCAUCUGUGUUUCUUCCCCCCUUUCCCUUCUCUCAGUCUCCUCCCUUGGUCUUCCCUUCCUGCCGGCGACGACUGGGCGAGCGGCGGCGCCAUUCGCCUCGUCUUCGCCCGGCCCUUUGCCGGCGACGAGCAUCCGUCCGCCAGAGCUGGCGAGGGAGCAGGGGAGGGCGUUUCUCGUGUGAGUAUGGGCAAUCUGCAGCAGCUGCAGCUCUACUAUUAGGAUUUGAUCCUUGGACAUGGCUGAGGGGGCGAGGUUUCAUGGUAUGAUUGGCGGUGGCGGAGGCAAGGGGAUGCAAGACAAUGAGAUCAAUGGCUUCUACAACAUGCCUUAUUACCAGAAGUUUGGGGAGGGCUCCCACAUGUCUGUGGACAGCGCCGAUGGCUUCAACCUGGCCAACUGCGCCGGCGGUUCUGUCGCCAUGUCUGUGGACAACAGCAGUGUGGGCUCGAAUGAGUCCCGCACGGUCAUACUGAAGCACCCAGGCCUUCGUGAUGCCCCGACGGCAAGCUACUCAGUUGGCAAUAGUGUCUUCCGCCCCAACCGUGUGGCUGCGCACACGCUGAGUGAGGAUGCAUUGGCUCGUGUCUUGAUGGACCCGAAUAAUCCUACAGAGAUACUAAACAACUAUGAGCAGUGGACUAUUGAUCUGGGGAGGUUGGACAUGGGGGAUCCUUUUGCUCAAGGAGCCUUUGGGAAGCUGUACCGGGGAACAUACAAUGGAGAAGAUGUUGCCAUUAAGCUGCUGGAGAAGCCUGAGAAUGACCCGGAAAGAGCCCAUUUGAUGGAGCAGCAAUUUGUGCAAGAAGUUAUGAUGUUGUCAAGGCUGAGUCACCCAAAUAUUGUAAGGUUCAUAGGGGCAUGUAGGAAAUCGAUUGUAUGGUGCAUUAUUACAGAGUAUGCCAAGGGCGGCUCAGUCCGGCAGUUCCUGGCGAGAAGGCAGAACAAGUCGGUGCCUUUGAGGUUGGCUGUGAAACAGGCGCUUGAUGUAGCCCGGGGAAUGGCUUAUGUUCAUGCAUUGGGAUUUAUUCACAGAGACCUAAAGUCAGAUAACCUUCUGAUUGCAGCAGACAAAUCCAUUAAGAUUGCUGACUUUGGAGUUGCUCGUAUUGAGGUGAAAACUGAAGGGAUGACACCAGAGACAGGAACCUACCGCUGGAUGGCACCGGAAAUGAUCCAGCACAGGCCCUAUGAUCAUAAAGUUGAUGUCUAUAGUUUUGGGAUUGUCUUGUGGGAACUUAUAACCGGCAUGCUUCCCUUCACAAACAUGACAGCUGUUCAGGCAGCUUUCGCUGUUGUAAAUAAGGGUGCUCGUCCAGUAAUCCCUCAAGACUGCCUGCCUUCUCUGACCCACAUCAUGACUCGCUGCUGGGAUGCGAACCCUGAAGUUCGCCCACCAUUUACUGAGAUCGUCUGCAUGCUUGAGAGUGCUGAGAUGGAGAUUGUGAGCAAUGUGCGUAAAGCACGCUUCCGCUGCUGUAUGUCUCAGCCCAUGACAACCGAUUGAAGUGGAAACUGGUGGCUAGAUGAGGAGAAUUGAUGGAAGAAAGGAGGAGGAGCCUAUCUCAAUGUGUUCACCGCAUCGGUGCUAGGGGUCUGCGCUGAAGCCCCUAGGAUUUGAGCUUCUGUGUUGUUGCAUUAUAUCCUGUGUAUGCUGCACAGCUGAAGUUCUCUUCUGAAAGUAUAGGUGAUGUUGCCUUGUAUGUUAACAAAGAUCUAAUGGAGCUUUCCUAUGUUAAUAACAUCUGCUUGUUCUUGUACUCGAACAAGUUGCCUGAUUUCAAGUUUCAGCACCCUUCUUCGGUGUU
This is a messenger RNA of Panicum hallii, 1822 nucleotides long. Its product is annotated as serine/threonine-protein kinase STY13-like. Gene Ontology annotation, cellular component: cytoplasm. The coding region runs from base 253 to 1521 and encodes 422 amino acids. The record is from RefSeq and is a predicted model, not a curated record. The transcript is spliced from 3 exons. NCBI's taxonomy places the organism in Eukaryota, Viridiplantae, Streptophyta, Magnoliopsida, Poales, Poaceae. Gene Ontology annotation, biological process: protein phosphorylation; signal transduction. Gene Ontology annotation, molecular function: ATP binding; protein kinase activity.